AUGGGCCUCGCCCUGGUCAAGGCCCAUCGUACUAAGAGCAGAAGAAAAAUUGGGUCAUUUGACCCGCCCAAAUGGAGAUUCAAGUCGGGUAUAAAACGUGAGAUUAUAAAGGGAAUGGACGUGGAAAUCUCACGUUCCCUUCACGACUACAGAAUCAUCGAGACACACAGAGAUCGGUCUCUCCCGAGAAUUUGA
This is a messenger RNA of Sphenostylis stenocarpa, 195 nucleotides long. NCBI's taxonomy places the organism in Eukaryota, Viridiplantae, Streptophyta, Magnoliopsida, Fabales, Fabaceae. The record is from the annotation of a GenBank genome assembly.